AUGGCUAUUGAUCUUGAUAUUAACACACGACUGGAUGAAGCUCAAUUCUUAACAAACUUUGACUAUAGUAUUGAUGAGUGGGAUGCUAUGACAGCUUCGCAGUUUGGCGGAUAUUAUGAUAUAUGGGCUCUUCGGGAUAAAGUGGUUAACUAUGACUGUUGGCAUAGAGCAACAAACAUUAUUAUUAGACUCAUCACACUCAAUCGAGGCGUAGAGGCAUACAUCAGUGUACAUCAAAAGUCAAUUCCUCCCGAUCAUCCACU
This is a messenger RNA of Rotaria socialis, 263 nucleotides long. The record is from the annotation of a GenBank genome assembly. Lineage: Eukaryota; Metazoa; Rotifera; Eurotatoria; Philodinida; Philodinidae.